CUGGUGUAACAGAUAUUUCUGUAAAACUUAUCCACGACAACCUUUUGUUCGUUAAGUGCUGUUGCACUUCAACACUCGCAACCGUCCAUCAUGGCACCCCAGCCUAGCAUCAGCUUUGUUUCGGCGGCGCUCGCUACGAUGCAGCCGAAGCAAGAGAAGCCAGCUAUGCCGGUGCCGUCUGCUCUGGGAACCGCUUUGAAUACGGUUCCUCUUAGCAAGAUGGUUGCGGCCAGCGCUGCAGAGCCAGCAAAGAAGAUCCAGCUUUACAGCAGUGAAUACUACUGGACUUGCGCGCUGGGUGGUGUUGCGAGCUGCGGUCUCACCCAUAUGGGUGUAACACCGUUGGAUGUCGUCAAGUGCAAUAUCCAAACGAACCCGACGAAGUACAAGGGCAUCGGAAAUGGCUUCCGCGUCCUUGUGUCGGAGGCGGGCGUGGCUGGCCUUUUCAAGGGCUGGGUGCCCACCCUUAUCGGCUAUUCUGCUCAGGGUGCUUGCAAGUUUGGCCUCUAUGAGUACUUCAAGAAGACCUACUCUGACAUGGCCGGUGAGGAGCUUGCGAAGAAGUACCAGAGCGCAAUCUACCUUGCGGGUUCGGCCAGCGCUGAGUUCUUUGCCGACAUCGCGCUGUGCCCCUUCGAGGCGGUCAAGGUCAAGGUCCAGACCGUGCCAGGGUUUGCUCGUGGUAUGGCCGAUGGUUUCCCCAAGUUCGUUGCUCUGGAGGGCACGGCCGGCCUGUUCAAGGGCCUCAAGCCGCUGUGGGGCCGCCAGAUCCCUUACACCAUGAUGAAGUUCGGCGCGUUCGAGAACACGGUGCAGCUGCUGUACAAGCAUGUUGUGCCCAAGCCGAAGUCUGAGUGCUCCAAGUCGGAGCAGCUUGGCGUGUCGUUUGCCGCCGGCUACAUUGCUGGUGUCUUCUGUGCCGUCGUAUCGCACCCGGCCGACAACCUGGUGUCGAAGCUUAACGCCCAAAAGGGCGCAACGGCUGGCGAUAUUAUCAAGGAGAUGGGCUGGUACGCCUUGUUCACCCGUGGUCUCGGCCUGCGUAUCAUCAUGAUCGGCACCCUGACCGGGCUACAGUGGGGUAUCUACGACGCCUUCAAGGUGUCGUUCGGCCUGCCGACCACCGGUUCGGUCGAGGAGAAGAAGAAGUAGACAGUGGUCGUUUGAUGAAAUGCCGUGCGUGCGCUCGGUGUAUAACAGAAUAGUAACGACCUGACUUAUACAAUUAGAGAGUUUCGAGCGGAGCUGUGGUGUGGCUGUUGGUGAUUGCAUACUGUUCAACUAUUCUUUCUGUGCGGGUGUGUAGGUGUUUUGUUUGGUACGUCGGGUGUACUGCAAUGAAUUGCAUGUGGCUGCUUAACAAUCUGAGUCAUAACAGCUCUAAUGCACCAAUGUCGCGGAUUUAGAAAGCUGUGCUGGGCUAAAUACUAAACGCGACAUUCGCGUAAGCGACUUCUCAUUUGUAAGGAAAUUUGAGGCGAAG
This is a messenger RNA of Volvox carteri f. nagariensis, 1483 nucleotides long. RefSeq names its product mitochondrial phosphate carrier 1 (gene mpc1). Gene Ontology annotation, cellular component: mitochondrial inner membrane. Gene Ontology annotation, molecular function: phosphate transmembrane transporter activity. The coding region runs from base 91 to 1152 and encodes 353 amino acids. The transcript is spliced from 6 exons. The record is from RefSeq and is a predicted model, not a curated record. Lineage: Eukaryota; Viridiplantae; Chlorophyta; Chlorophyceae; Chlamydomonadales; Volvocaceae. Gene Ontology annotation, biological process: mitochondrial phosphate ion transmembrane transport.